ACUAGAAGCCAGGAUUUCUGACUGUGGUCCAAUGUUCUUUUGGGUACCCACAGGGCCUGGGCAGAGGCGCCUCUGGAUGGCGCCUGGCCCAGGAGAUGAGGCCCAAGGCCCCGGCCCCUCCUCCCCACAGCUCACCCUGCAAGACGUCAAGAAACAGAUCCUUCAAUCUCUGGCGGUUAGGGCCCCAAGGAAACUGCAGAAUCGGCAGGGCCCAUGGUGGAGGGGGGUUGCCCCCAAUUCCAGCCCUGUUCUCAGCCCCACAACCGCCCUCCCUCACCGGAAGGAAUUAGAGGGGCCCUGGCUGGACCAAGGUGCCUGCUGCUUAUGGGAAGAUUAUGGAGGAGGGGCCAAGACAAAGGCUCCUUUGUGGAGGCCUUGGCUUAGGGAGUCAAGUGACCGCUUAGGAUACAUAUGGGCAGUGCCAGCCCCUAAGUAUGAGCUGAGGCACUGGCUACAGGACCCCAGAGGGUCCCGCCAGUCCUGAAGCCAGAACUUUUGUGAGAUCUCCUGACCAGCCUGGAGCCCCACCUGACCCAGGCCCACCCGCCACAGCCCAGUGCCUGGCCAUGACUGUCACCUACUCAAGCCAAGUGGCUAAUGCCCGUUUUGGCUCCUUCUCCCGCCUGCUGCUGUGCUGGCGGGGCAGCAUCUACAAGCUGCUCUAUGGCGAGUUCCUCAUCUUCCUGCUCUGCUACUACAUCAUCCGCUUCAUUUACAGGAUGGCCCUCACUGACGAACAGCAGGUGAUUUUUGAGAAGCUGACUCUGUAUUGUGAUGGCUACAUCCAGCUCAUCCCUAUUUCCUUCGUGCUGGGCUUCUACGUGACGCUGGUCGUGACCCGCUGGUGGAACCAGUACGAGAACCUGCCGUGGCCCGACCGCCUCAUGAACCUCGUGUCGAGCUUCGUCGAGGGCAAGGACGAGAAAGGCCGGCUGCUGCGGCGCACGCUCAUGCGCUACGCCAAUCUGGGCAACGUGCUCAUCCUGCGCAGCGUCAGCGCCGCGGUCUACAAGCGUUUUCCCAGUCCCCAACACCUGGUGAAAGCAGGCUUUAUGACCCCUUUGGAACACAAACACUUGGAAAAACUGAGCUUGCCACACAACUCGUUCUGGAUGCCCUGGGUAUGGUUUGCCAACCUGUCAACAAAGGCCUGGAUUGAAGGUCGAAUCCGGGACCCUGUCCUGCUCCAGAGCCUGCUCAACGAAAUGAACACCUUGCGUAGUCAGUGUGGACACCUGUAUGCCUACGACUGGAUCAGUGUCCCGCUGGUGUACACUCAGGUGGUGACCGUGGCGGUCUACAGCUUCUUCCUGGCUUGCCUGAUUGGGCGGCAGUUUCUGAACCCAGCCAAAGCCUACCCCGGCCACGAGAUGGACCUUGUUGUGCCCCUCUUCACGUUCCUGCAGUUCUUUUUCUAUGCCGGUUGGCUGAAGGUGGCAGAGCAGCUCAUCAACCCAUUUGGAGAGGAUGAUGAUGACUUUGAGACCAACUGGAUUGUGGACAGGAGCUUGCAGGUGUCCCUGUUGGCUGUAGAUGAGAUGCACCAGGACCUGCCCCCCAUGGAGCGGGACAUGUACUGGAACGAGCCAGAACCACAUCCCCCCUACACAGCUGCCUCUGCCCAGUCUCGCCGACCCUCCUUUUUUGGAUCCACCUUCAACAUCAGUCUGGGUAAGGCAGAUAUGGAGUUUCAGCCAGACCCAGAGAAGGAGGAGGAGGACGGUGCUCACAAGGGCAUCAUUGGCCGCUUCCUAGGGCUGCAAUCUCACGACCGCCAGCCCCCCAGGACAAACUCAAAGACCAAACUACUCUGGCCCAAGAAAGAGGCCCUUCUCCAUGAGGGCCAGUCCAAGAACCUCGGGGGAGCCGAACAUGGUUCUAGUGACCAGGAAGAUGGCAAGGCCUGGAAGAUUAAGGAGGAGGAUGCCUUCAAGUCUGUGGGACUCUAUGGGUGGUCAGGUUACCACAGUGCCCCACAGACACCCCUCAGCCACACCCCUAUGGUCUUCCCACCUGGACAGUCAGCAAGUCUUCGCAGGGUCUCAGGCAUAGAUGACACUGUCAAAGACCAAAGCCUUCAGCCUGCGACUCCCAGGACCAAGAAGAGUUUUGAAUUGCUCCCAGAGAGUGCUGAGGCCUUGACAGAGAACCCAGAAGUGGGUCACGUGAGGAGGAAAACUGUUGAGUUUAACUUGACAGAUAUGUCAGAGGCCCCUGAACAUCUCAGAGAACCACAUCUGGAACAAUCAACAAGCAACCUACACACUAUCCUUGAAGAUCAUGGAGACCCCUACUGGGCCUUGGAAAACAGGGAUGAAGCACAUUCCUAGCCCAUUUCCAAGGGGGAUGCUUCACCGGCCUGGUCCUACCUGCGUGUACACCAGCAGGACACUGAUCCAGCCAUAGCCAUAUAGCUGUCCACACUGAAGAAUAUGUCCCCAUGACAGCCUGAAUUAAAUGGUUAGCUUAAAAGGUAACUAAAAUUACUAGUUUCAUAUAAACUGUGAAAGGUAACAACUGCUGGAAACAUGUAAUAUAAAACACCUAAUUCAGAAUCAUAAGUCCUACAUCCUGUCUGAAUUCAACAAACUGAAGCCUUGGUAUCUUUCCCAAACUAAGGAAUUUAAUAAAUAUAAAUCCUAAGUUUCAUUUUCAUUAGUGUGAUUGAGCUGUGGCACUCACAAAGUUAACAAAGAUGGUCUAGAUACAUUUGUAGC
This is a messenger RNA of Camelus dromedarius (Arabian camel), 2717 nucleotides long. It is a transcript of the gene BEST1, whose product is annotated as bestrophin 1. The record is from RefSeq and is a predicted model, not a curated record. NCBI's taxonomy places the organism in Eukaryota, Metazoa, Chordata, Mammalia, Artiodactyla, Camelidae. Bases 567 to 2330 code for a protein of 587 amino acids. Gene Ontology annotation, molecular function: chloride channel activity. The transcript is spliced from 11 exons.